AUGCGCGUCUCCUGGUCCAACGCGCGAUCCAAACUUUUCUUCGCAUUAUAUAUGCUCCAUUGUUCGCGUCAGAAACCCCCGGCCCUCCACGCGCCGCCGUCCACAGCCGAUCAAAGUCGCGAGGGACUCCAUCGCGAGCACCGGCUCUCCACGCACCGCCGUCCGCUGCCAUUGCAGAUGUGGGCUGCCAUUGCAAGAGGUGACGACGACAGUGAGGCGACCACAUCGUUGCAGCCAUGCCUGGACCGCACGCUGCUCCGCGGAUGUUCGCCGCCGGCAGUGCGCUUCCAGCACCCCGAAUACCCCCGGCAGCAUGGUAGCGGCGGCGCGCCGUCGAAGACGACGAUGGACGUGCCACUGCCAUUCGACACCGCCGUCUUUCCCAUUUCCAAGGACCAAGUCGAUGCGCUCAAAGGUGCCGCCGCCGGCGCCAUCACCGGCGGCAACAAGAAAGUCUCCACUUACAGCGCUGUGGUGGCACAUGUGUGGCAGUGCUCAUGCAAGGCGAAACGCCUCAGUGGAACGGAGGACUCUCAGAUCUACGGGGUGGGUUGCCUGCGCUCGCGCAUGUGUCCUCCUCUCCCAAGGGUCUUCUUCGGCAACGCCGUCGCCCUGACAUCAACGACGGUCACCAAGGUGAAGGACAUCGUCUCGAGCCCACUCAACACCGUCGCCGGCAAGGUCACCGCCGCCGCCGCCGCCGCUCGACCGAGCGACGAGCCGACGAGUACAUAG
This is a messenger RNA of Sorghum bicolor (sorghum), 735 nucleotides long. Its product is annotated as putrescine hydroxycinnamoyltransferase 1-like. Bases 1 to 735 code for a protein of 244 amino acids. NCBI's taxonomy places the organism in Eukaryota, Viridiplantae, Streptophyta, Magnoliopsida, Poales, Poaceae. Gene Ontology annotation, molecular function: acyltransferase activity, transferring groups other than amino-acyl groups. The transcript has a single exon. The record is from RefSeq and is a predicted model, not a curated record.